GGGGCCUGAGGCUUUUAGGCACCUGACCCCAGCCUUGGAGCCGGCGUUGCCAGGGCCCAUUUUUUCUAGGUUCCGAGAUCUGGCCCUGAGCGCUCCACGUUGCCACUUUAGGGGUCUUCUGGAUUGUGCCCGGCCAGCGACCCUGCCGUUCUUUUCCUUCCAGCAUGAUCCGCUGGACCCCCAGCGACUUGCCUGAAAGAGACCUCUCAACCUGGACGAACCCUUUGGCAGCCCCAGACCGUCCUUAAGGAGGAUGACUGAGACACUAUGGGCCACGCGCUUUGUGUCUGCUCUCGGGGAACUGUCAUCAUUGACAAUAAGCGCUACCUCUUCAUCCAGAAACUGGGGGAGGGUGGGUUCAGCUAUGUGGACCUAGUGGAGGGGUUACAUGAUGGACAGUUCUACGCCCUGAAGCGAAUCCUGUGUCAUGAGCAGCAGGACCGGGAGGAGGCACAACGAGAAGCAGACAUGCAUCGCCUCUUCCAUCACCCCAACAUCCUUCGCCUUGUGGCUUAUUGUCUGAGGGAGCGAGGCACUAAACAUGAGGCCUGGCUGCUGCUACCCUUCUUCAAGAGAGGUACGCUAUGGGACGAGAUAGAACAGCUGAAGGACAAAGGCAACUUCUUGACUGAAGAGCAAAUCCUUCAGCUGCUGCUGAGUAUCUGCAGAGGCCUGGAGGCUAUUCAUGCCAAGGGUUAUGCCCACAGGGACCUGAAACCCACCAAUAUCUUGCUUGGAGAUGAGGGGCAGCCAGUUUUAAUGGACUUGGGUUCCAUGAGUCAAGCAUGCAUCCACGUGGAGGGCUCCCGCCAGGCUCUGACCCUCCAGUCCCUAGGCUGUGUGCUAUAUGCCAUGAUGUUUGGGGAAGGCCCUUAUGACAUGGUGUUCCAGAAGGGUGACAGUGUGGCCCUUGCUGUGCAGAACCAACUAAGCAUCCCGCAGAGCCCCAGGCAUUCUUCAGCCUUGCGGCAGCUGCUGACCUUAAUGAUGACUGUGGACCCGCAGCAGCGCCCUCAUAUUCCUUCCCUCCUGAGUCAGCUGGAGGCACUGCAGCCCCCAGCUCAGAGCCAGCACACUACCCAAAUCUGAACAAACCAGUGGCCAUGUUGAGAAGGUGCCCCCUGUGCCUUGGGAAGAAGCUCCCACCCCUUAGUGGAAUCUCCAUCCCUUCUAACCAGGACAGCUGUCUUGUAGUUGGGGGCAGCUGGGGGGUGGGGACAGUCAGCUCAGUCUUCUGUCUCUGAUUCUGCUCCCUUACGCCCAAGAGCAACAACUGGACUGGGGGCCUGACUGGGUAGUGGUGGGUGAGGGUGGGGAACGGGGAAAGGGGAACUGAUAGAAUCUGGUAAAGGUUCUGAGCAGGACUGCUGAGCUUACAUCAUGAUCUGUCUCCAAAUCUGGGAGCAGGAAAAUGUAUGAAUAGAAGAAUAAAGUGCAAGUAGCUUGGUGUGAUCUUAGUUUCCUUGUGCCUGGAGUGAGAGAAGAGGUGCAGGGGGCCAAAAGUCUGGUUGCCAUUUCCAAGGGAGAGCCUGGAGAGAAGAGGAACUGGCGUAGCGUCAAGAAUGGCGUGAGUUCAUCAUUCCACGUACGUAGGCAGGUGUGCCUACCUUAGAUCUGGCUGGUUGGUGGUGGGCAAUACUUCUCCUAGCUUGUCUUAUUCAGAAACUUCAAGAUGCUCUGGUUUGAACUGGCUUCUAUGCCAAGAACUGUGACCAGGGCCGCCUUAAGCACCCUCAAUUCAUACUUUCAUUUCUUCAUUCCCAGGGCUGGGUAGCUUAGAGCAGCCCGGCUAGUUUUCCAGGCAACGGCUUCUGGGUGGAGACACCUGAGGAGUCUUUGGGACAGCUACAUAGCUGGUCUCUAGCCUCUGCCUGGGAGCAAGGAGAGUGGAGGUGGCAGCCAUUUUGGCCCAGAAUCUCUCCCAGAUGGUUCUAGUUCACACAUGGUUAAUGAUUAAUGAGGCCAGUGUGGUGUGGCAGUAUCCAGCUGCCACUUCCUGCUUACUCUGCUGAGUAAACAGGGGCCCUGCCCUUGCUGGGCUUGAAAGCUGUUCCCCUGGGAAGGGCACCGUGUUCCUGAAUCACCAGGGAGGGGAGGCAAGGGCAGGGUUCGCAUCUCCUGCUCCUGAGAUUGAAGCUUCUUCCCCGCACUGUGCCCACCCCCAACAGCUGACGUCAGUGUGGGUCCCAGGGUGCCUAUUAGCAAAGUUGAAGUUUUCCCCAGGGCCCUGGCAGGAGGCUUCCACCAGCUAGCACAGAGGCUGAGGCCAGAAAGAAAGCACAAACAGAGGGGAAAUGACCUGACUUUUAAUGGCACAGCCCUAGGCCCCAGCAAAGCAGCGAGACCAACAGUAAGCUUUGCAAAGCUGCUAGGAGGUGCAGUGACAUAAACAACUCUAGGAGAUCGCCCUUGUUCCCUCCCAUCCCCCAAGCUUAUGACUAGGCUCCAUGCCCAGGAACUCUGGGCCAGCUCAGCCCCACUCCCAAGCCCUUAUAACGCACAGAGGUACCUGGGCCAAGCCUUGCCUCCAGAGUCAGUGAAUGCAGAGCAGCGGGAAGAAUAGGGUAGCCGUCUAACUCUCAAAUACAGAAACUGCUGGGCUUAAACUACUACUUGGAACAGAAGUGAAGCCUCAGAUCCUUUAACAGCUUAUGGCUGGACAGACGGGUCCAAGACUUGGUCCUCAUCUCCCCCCUAUCCUGGGCUCCUCUAGGAUCAUACACGGGGUCAUGUUUCCUGGGCC
This is a messenger RNA of Delphinapterus leucas (beluga whale), 2743 nucleotides long. The record is from RefSeq and is a predicted model, not a curated record. NCBI's taxonomy places the organism in Eukaryota, Metazoa, Chordata, Mammalia, Artiodactyla, Monodontidae.